GAGGGUCGGAGCACGUUGCUAGUGGGCGCGGCUGGCCUGGGCGGCGGAGGCCUAGUGUUCGCCUGGGUCGUGCGACACCUCACCCUGCCUGCCCGCGCUUGGCCGGGUCGCCUUGCCAAGCCAGCUUCUUCCGGCCGGUGCGGCGGGAUUCCGUGGAUCAGCCCCCCGCCCGCGCGCGCGCGCCCAUAUCCUGAGAGUCUCUGUAGAAGCUGAAAUUCAUCACCAUCCUUCAGAAUGCAAUGGAAUGUACCACGGACUUUGUCUCAGCUGGCACUCAGGACAUUCUUGGAACCUCAGAAAGCCAGGCUCUUGGAACACCACUGGAGCAGAAAAGGACCAUUUCUUGGGCGUAGAGGUGAAUGCAGAGUGGUUUGGACACCGCAUCUUCGGAAGCAGUGGCUCCAUUUACCUGCUGUUCAGUGCCUUGCAAAGCAAAUGAAUCUAUUAGAUGCUCAGCCACCUCAGCUGGGAGUCCUUCGUCAGGAACGGUGGGAGCAGGAUAUUUUAUCCAAGAGGGUUUUUUCUUCCAGUGCCACAUCCCGAAACACUCCAUCGGAAAAAAAAGAAGAGCCAGAUCCUUUACAAGACAAGUCUAUUAGUCUUUAUCAGAGAUUUAAGAAAACAUUUAGACAAUAUGGGAAAGUCCUAAUUCCUGUGCAUCUAAUAACUUCUGGUAUUUGGUUUGGAACAUUUUACUAUGCAGCUAUAAAAGGAGUAAAUGUCAUCCCUUUCCUAGAGCUCAUUGGAUUGCCUGACAGUGUAGUAGACAUCCUGAAAAACUCCCAAAGUGGAAAUGCCCUGACAGCAUAUGCCAUGUUUAAGAUUGCAACACCUGCCCGCUACACUGUGACCUUGGGAGGAACAUCCUUUACUGUGAAGUAUUUGCGAAGUCAUGGCUACAUGUCAACCCCACCACCUGUCAAGGAGUAUUUGCAGGACAGAAUGGAAGAGACUAAGGAGCUCAUCACAGAGAAAAUGGAGGAGACAAAGGAUAGACUUACUGAAAAAUUACAAGAAACCAAAGAAAAAGUUUCUUUUAAGAAAAAAGUAGAAUAAGGGUGCCUUAUGUAAGAUGUUACAGAAAACCCCAUACUUUAACCCUCUGGAGACCUGGGCAAAGAACAUGUUCUGGUUUUUGUUU
Molecule: messenger RNA, 1141 nt
Organism: Phodopus roborovskii (desert hamster)
Lineage: Eukaryota; Metazoa; Chordata; Mammalia; Rodentia; Cricetidae
Gene: Mims1
Product: family with sequence similarity 210 member A
Exons: 4
Coding region: 235-1056 (273 amino acids)
Cellular component (GO): mitochondrion
Source: RefSeq, a predicted model, not a curated record